UGUAUUUCGGAAAUCUUGGGCCUCUAAUUGGGCUGAGAUCAGCGUCAACUCUUAAACCAUGAAUAUUUUCCAUUUUUUUUUCAAGUACACGCCCCGUCGGCUUCGCCGGCCGCGCCAUCCGCCCAACGGCCAGUCAGGCAGUCACCGCGCGCCGCUCGCGGCCAAACCUCUCGCUCUCGGCUGCCUCCGCCGCUCCGCCCCCGUCUCCCCGCACGACCAAAAACCCCACCGCUACCUCUCCGCCCCUUCCCCACUAUGGUCUUCGCCGUGCCGCCGCGAUGGGGAGGCUGUGCGGCAGCGGCGGCAGGAGGCCGCCUCCCUUCCUCUCCCCCUCCGCUUCAUUCUCGUCGUCGUUGCACUCCAAGCGCUCCCGCCCGUUCCGCCGCCUCCCGUCCCUUCCCAAGCCGCCCCUCGCACCGCCGGCGCCGCAUUUCGCCGGGAGGAGGAGGAAUAAGGCGCCCGCCCGGCUGUGGAUGAGGAUGGAUCGGUGGGGCGGCUGCGAGGUGUUCAUGUGCGACAAGGCCUUCGUCGUGGAGCGCUCCGGCGUGCACACGCGCGAACUCCGCGUCAUCGGACCCCUUCUCUCCCGCUACCCCAGCAUCCUCGCUAGAGAGAAGGCUAUGGUAAUCAAUCUAGAGUUCAUAAGAGCUAUUGUGACUGCUGAUGAAGUCCUGCUGCUGGAACCUCUUGCCCAGGAGGUUAUCCCUUUCAUCGAUAAAUUGAGGCACCAUUUCCCUUUGAAGAGCAUGGUGGUUGAUGUUGGUGCCACGCAAGUGGAUAAUUUGGAUGGCAAGCAUGCUCAAACUGGUGCCGAGUGUGAGCUUCCAUUUGAGUUUCAGGUGUUGGAGCUCGCCCUAGAAGCUGUAUGCUCGUCAUUUCGUUCCAGCCUAUCUGAUCUUAAUAGGCAUGCAGUAUUUGUGCUGGAUGAAUUGACUAAGAAUGUGAGCACUAGGAACCUCGAGCGUGUUCGGAGCCUGAAAAGCAAUCUCACCUCCCUGCUUGCUGGUGUGCACAAGGUCAGAGAUGAAGUAGAGUAUCUUCUGGAUCAUAAUGAAAACAUGGCACAGCUACCCCUAUCAUGGAAGCAAGCAAAAAAUCAGCAGGAUCAAGCUCUACUGGUUUCUGCUGCAGUAAGUAGCAAUUUUCCUUCAAAGACAAGCCUGGCUAGACCAAAUCCUAUUACCAACCAAGCCAUGGGCAUUGCUACAAGUGCGCCACUGGACACUGAUGCUGGAAACCUAGAGAUGUUACUUGAAUCCUAUUUCAUGCAGCUGGAUGGAAUUCGCAACAGGAUUGUGAUGGUUCGAGAAUAUAUUGUUGACACAGAAGACUACAUCAACAUCCAACUUGACAACCAACGCAAUCAACUUAUUCAGUUCCAUCUGGCCCUGAUCAUCGUAUCCUUUGGCAUAGCGAUCAACACAUUGAUAGCUGCAUCAUUUGCCAUGAACCUGCCUCACAAUGGUGAUGAGAACACUGCUGUAGGUCCUUUUUGGCCAUUUGUUGGGGCUACCUCAUCUUUCUGCUUGUUGGUCGUAAUCGUGUUGUUCACAUAUGCUUGGAGGAACAGGCUACUUGGCAGUUGAAGACCAUACUUAGAGAAACCCUUGGAAGCAGGGCCAUUAUGUUGGUGACAGCUGGACAGGUAUUUCAUAAUUCCUCCUGACUGGAGAUUAGCAAUACAUUGCUAUGGGUAUAUGAUAGUCGAGGACUAAGAUCUUGUAUGGAAUAUUUUACAUAUUGAUGCUUUAAAUCAUAAGAAGAAACCCCCUUUUCUUUUCUUUUCUUUA
Setaria italica (foxtail millet) is the source of this 1790-nucleotide messenger RNA. Its product is annotated as putative magnesium transporter MRS2-H. The coding region runs from base 279 to 1586 and encodes 435 amino acids. Gene Ontology annotation, molecular function: magnesium ion transmembrane transporter activity. Gene Ontology annotation, biological process: magnesium ion transport. NCBI's taxonomy places the organism in Eukaryota, Viridiplantae, Streptophyta, Magnoliopsida, Poales, Poaceae. The transcript is spliced from 4 exons. The record is from RefSeq and is a predicted model, not a curated record.